Messenger RNA from Ostrinia furnacalis (Asian corn borer), 456 nucleotides. Its product is annotated as cecropin-D-like peptide. The transcript is spliced from 2 exons. NCBI's taxonomy places the organism in Eukaryota, Metazoa, Arthropoda, Insecta, Lepidoptera, Crambidae. Bases 87 to 293 code for a protein of 68 amino acids. Gene Ontology annotation, cellular component: extracellular region. Gene Ontology annotation, biological process: antibacterial humoral response. The record is from RefSeq and is a predicted model, not a curated record.
ACACAGACAAGGGUACAAGUAUCACUUUGUAAGGAACAUUUUAAGUGAACGCAAGUUCGUAAGGUGUAAAUACAUUAAAAGUUAAAAUGAAAUACACUACGAUUUUCUUCGUCGUCGUUGUGUUUGUAGCGGUUUUCGCUACGGUCUCGGCCACCCCAUGGAAUCUGGGGAAGGAACUGGAAGGAAUAGGCCAGAGAGUGCGUGACAGCAUCAUCAGCGCUCGCCCAGCCGUGGACACCAUCUUGGAAGCCCAGAAAAUUUUCAAAGGGGGCGAUGAUGAUGAUGAUGAUUAGGGAACCAUUUACCCUAAGCAGUACGUAGGAGUUACCACUGAUGCCAAAAUAUUGUAUAAAUUGUAAUAUAAAAAUGAUUUAGUCUUCUUUUGUAAGAUAAAGCGAACAUUGUCAUGCAUUUAUUAUUCCGUAUUUUGUUUGUAAUAAAAACAUGAAAACAAAA